Messenger RNA from Scedosporium apiospermum, 2880 nucleotides. RefSeq lists its product as uncharacterized. The record is from RefSeq and is a predicted model, not a curated record. Lineage: Eukaryota; Fungi; Ascomycota; Sordariomycetes; Microascales; Microascaceae. Gene Ontology annotation, molecular function: RNA binding. The transcript is spliced from 3 exons. Bases 1 to 2880 code for a protein of 959 amino acids.
AUGCUUCCAACCAGCGCCGCGGAUGACACCGCGGAGAUACAUACCAUAGCGAACCUCUCUCCUGUAUCUCCUGCACCUCUCACGACCACCACGGUCUCGGCACUCCCAGUACUGCAAAGUCAAGCCGACUCGCUUGACGACGCAGGCGCAGCGCAAGCACAUGAAAUCGCGUCCAUGAGACACAUGUCCACCCUCAGUGCCUUCGCUACUAUGACAGAAGACGGCGAUUCAGCGACAAAUGGCGACGACACCGGCCUUGACGACGACUUGUACGGCGAGUCAGAACAAGAAGGAGGUGCGAAAGUCGAGACGGCGACUUCAAUCGACCAAGCUGUCACGGAAAUUGACGACGAAUAUGCGAAAACGUUUGACUCCCCGCUGCCCGGAGAAGAAGAGGAGGAGCAGCCGCAGAAUGGUGAUGGAGACAAGAAUCGCGAAUCAGGCAAUGGGGGCAAUGGCAAUCACACAGCCGAGACAGCCACAGUCUCCGGGGCUACCCAACCUAUACAUGUAUCGUCGUCGCUUGCCAGUUCGAGUGUACCAGACACUCUGAUGAAGACGGCCCAACCUUUUGGUGCCAGUUCAACAGCUGCUACUGCUACUGCUGCUACCGCGCAAGCUUCUUCUUCCGCUACUGCCUUGUCGUCUACUGACAUCCUGAUGACCCAUCUGAACGAAUCAUCCAACCUUGACUCUGAAGUAUCUGCCACGGCUGUCGAGCCGAGUAGCUCCUCUCCCACCACGAACAACGCCGGCCAACAAAUGGCCUUGGGCCCUGCUCCUGUUGAAAAGCCCAAGUCUUCCAGUCCUCUUCCGGUCGUCGCAUCUAGCCACCUCGCCACGCCUCAAGCUAGUCACAAUGCCUUUGAGACGUCCAGCCUUCCUCAAGCGCCCAUUCAGCUGCCUACCGCACCCACUAGUAGCACCCAAACGCUACCCCCUGCAUCUGCGGACCUUCCCUCGCGCCCACCUGUGGACAUGAAUCGUAUUCACCUCGACACGGCUAGACCUUCAGGCAACCAGGCAAGCAUCAAAGUAGGACAGUCGGUAAAUGCAGCGCCUGGCACUGUGCCGUCGUCUCUGCCGGCCGCCAUUCCUGGCCAAAUGGCCCCGCCUCCUCCGGGAAUGACCGAAACGAUGGCCGCACUCGGCCCUCCCCCAGGGCCCACGAAUCCGUCACUACCGCAACCGCCCUCGGGUACCACGGCGUCUUCUUCGACUGGCGCAGCUAUGUCCUACCCCGGCGCCCCUCCUAGCAGUAGUAGCAGUAAACCCAACCAGGCCCCAAGCUACCACCAGCAAUGGGAUCUUUAUGUCGCGGACGAGAUGCGAUACAUAGCCGAGCAAAAGUGGGAUAGAUUCCCCGAGGGCUCUCGAGUCUUCAUAGGAAAUUUGUCGUCGGAUAAAGUCUCGAAGCGCGACGUCUUCAACUUAUUCCAUCGAUAUGGCCGUCUCGCCCAGAUUUCGCUCAAAUCCGCUUUCGGGUUCGUGCAAUACCACACGCUAGAGGAGGCCCAGUCUGCUGUUGAGCACCUGCAAGGGAUCGAGGUUAAGGGCCGCAAGAUUCAUCUUGAAUUUUCCCGAGCGCAAAAGAAGAAAGAGCCCAAGGAGGAGCGGGUGAGAUCGCCGGAUUCUUCCGGCCCGCGCGGCCGGGACCGGGAGUCUGGCCACCACCACCGAGGAGGACGGUUUGACGGCGGUCCUCCCGGACGACGAAGUCGAGAUGAGCCAAGACACGGCCAUGGACGACAUGGCAGUGAUUAUCGAUCGCACCAUCGCGACGACUCCUAUGGAAGGGACCGACAGCAUCACGAGAGCUAUCGAUCUCGAGAUCGUUCGUUUUCUCCCCGGGGUCGUGGUAGGGACUGGUCCGAGAGAGACUCUUACCGACAUCGUAGCCGAAGCCCGUACGGAGCGUCACGUCAUAAGGAUGACGGCCGCACGUAUGGCCACGAGGCUCCGGCGGCAUCUUCUUCUCCCGAUGUUCAGUUGCUUCUCCUCCAGGAGGUUGAUCCCAACUUUGUGAAUUGGGUCCGCGGAGCCUUCAUCGAAAGGGGAUUGCGAACCGACGUAAUGAUUGUCAACCCGGCGUAUCACAUUAAGAAAGACGUCAUUAGCCGUCUGGUUGUGGAUGGAGUUUGCGGUAUCGUCGAGCUUGAUUUCUCGGCGCAGGAGCGGGGUGAGGUGUACCUUCAUCUCUAUGAUCUCUCGCGGGGCCUUAGCAAUGUCAGCUUUAACGAAUACCAAGGUCUGAAGCCGGCCACAGCGGCAGACCUCGUCGUUCGUACCAAGACAAAGCCUGCGCCGCCCGCGUACCACCCUGCACCGGCUCCUUACGGCGCGGCUCCACAGGGCGGUAGCUACUACGGCCAACCUCCGCCGCAUCAUGCAAUCGCACCCCCACCACCGGCAAGAGGCCCCCCGUCAUAUCCUAGCCAGCACGGACCGGUACCCGGCACAUAUCCACCUCCCCAGAGCGGCAGCAGUGGUACCAGCAAUACCCCGAACGGUGGCGUUGAUUUGCAGCAUAUUCUCAGCCAGCUUCAGAAACCCGGAUCAGCGCCUAUUCUACCUCCCGGUGCCAGCGCACCGCAACAACCACCCACCGCCGCGGCUCCAGGAGGCAUCGAUAUCCAGGCGAUUCUAGGAUCACUCAAGGGAGGAGGUCCCUCUGUACCUCCUCAGUCUGCCCCCUCGGCCGGAUAUUCCGCGGGCGGCACCUACUCGACUGGUCCCGAUACUACAGGACCUCAUCUUGGUCAGGGCCCAGGAUUCGGACAAUCAGCUGCUCCACUACCAGCCAGAUCUCCUCCGGAAACCCAGGGAACGGAUGCUCAAGUGAAAAAUAUUAUGGCGCAGCUCGCGCGAUUCCGGCGGUAA